GAGAGCGAAUGGAGGGAGGGGGAGAGUGACACCGAGAGAGAGAAGCCGAGAGAGGGAAGGCAGGCAACAAAACUUUUCACUUGUGAGGAACCCACGGAGGAAAGCGUGUGUGUGCGUGCGCGUGUGUGCCUGCUGGAGCGGCGACCAUGCAGACCACCCCCAUCGUCGAGGGAGGCGAUCGCGACGUAACAGCUUCAACUCGUCGCUUUAUUUUUUUCACACCCUCCCCAAAGCGUUUAAUUCCUUUCACUAAUUACGCUUUUAUAAAUGUCACCGUAGGACGGACGAGCAUGUGUUGCACUUCGGGGUCUUAAAGGAGGAGUCUGGUGAGAAGGCUAACCGUUCCAGCCAUGGCACAGCAGCACGGCUGUGCCCUUUGUGCCAAAAAGGCCAAGAAGACCAAGCCUCCCUGUCUCGACACCUCACUGAGCAACACAGCGUACUUCCAACGUGUGUUGACAAACUGUUAGACAUUUUUGUACCCGAGCGAGGCCAUCUGAGGACAUCAGUUCCCAACUCUGCCAGCCUUGUUCCGACACUCCUCAACAACAUCGUGAUCAGGAGAUGGAAGAAGACAGAAUGUUAGACCGGGAGGGUAGCGGAGCUGAACCGGAACCGAAAGAUGAGGCAAGUGAAAUUCCGGGAGCCAAACAAGGCGCCGCCGAAGACGAAGACCUGGCCGAGAGCAGUCGGCAUUCGUCGGACCAGCAGGGCGCGCCUGCGGAAACUCCCCCUCUUUUCAAAUGCAACGCCUGCCAGGAAACGUUUCCCAGCCGAACUGCCCUGAGUGUUCACUACCACUCCCCAUCCCACUUUCAGAGAAUGACAAUGACAAACGGUGGAGAAAUUGACCCUCCAUCUCCUUACGCCCCCGUUCUUUCGCGGCCAUUUGUGUCCAACAAACCCUACCAGUGUGCAAUAUGCCGAGUCUCCUACAAUCAUUCCAUCACCCUCGAGAGCCAUAUGAAAUCCGUCUUGCACCAGACACGCAGCAGAAACGCCGUGAACAACGCCGGCGCGCUCGGGAACUGCGCAGCCAGUCGUGCCAGCAGUCCAAGGACCGCGGCGGGCACGUCAGCCGGCGGAACCGGCCAGGUGGCGAGCGCCGCUAACUGCGCUGCGACCGGCACCGUGAUGGCGGCGGCGAGGGACGCGGAGCGCGUCCAAACAUCCCAAGUGGCGCCAUCCCUCAUCGCCCCCCCUGUGGCCUCUGCUCAGGCUGUCUCCGCCUUUCUCACCCUCCUCACGUCCAGCCCGAGCACUCUCUCGCAUCCCCUCCUCCCGACCCUGUUUGCACCCGGCCACCCGACUGGCGUGGAUGCGUCUCAGAUCGUGCCUCAGCACCACAUGGUCAUGCCGUUGAUCUUGAACGGACUCCAAGCCCAGCAAACCCAGCAGUCUCCAGACAACCAGCAAGGACAGCUCCUUACCCAGUGUGUGCCAUUUGUAGGUCUCAAUGCGGCGCAGCAAGCCCUCCUGACCCAAAGAAUUAGUUUGUUACAGAACCAGUGGGCCCCCGUUGCACUUCCGACGAAUACACCAGCAGUUGGCGCCAGCGUCAAACAGGAGAACGUGGAAAAGCCGUUGGACCCGAUCAAGGCUCGGGAUGGCAUCAAAACUGAAGAACCCGAGGAAGAGUGCUGUCCCAAUAGGGAAAGCAAAGGGCAAGCUGAGAGCACCGAAGACACGAGCAAAACCUCGACCCAGCAGACGCACGCGGAAACGGAGAAAUCGGCAAAUCCACAACUCGCCCCGGUUGACCUCGAGAAGCGCCUCCCUCACAACCCCUCGGCUUCCCCGUCAAUUCCGAGCAACCCAAGCUACAGCCCUGCGCGUUUGAAUCUCGCGCUCAGCCCCGAUCCCGCUCCUCAAAAAUCCCAGAGAGCAACCAGUCCCUGCGGAUCUCCGGGCACCCCCAAAUCCAGCCCGGUUUCAAAUGCCUUAAGCGACCCAUAUCGGCUACGUUGCGAUACCGUGGAUUCUGUUUGUUCGGAACUUCCGGUGCUGUCAGAGUUUCAGUCUGAGGUCCUUUGGGCUUUCUUUGAGUCGCGAAGUGAGGCCGAUGCUGCUAGUCCCGCCCGCGAGGACUGCGAGGCGCUGGGCAGAGAGGUCGGGCUUUCCGAGGAGGAGGUACGGACGUGGCUUGGCCGAGCCAGACAGGCCAAACGGAGACAGAGAGGCACAGAGCUCACGCACCCGCGCGGCUCAUCGGGAGUGGCAAGGAACGCGCAAAGCAGUGACAAUGACUUUGAUGACGAGGAAAGCUCCUUGAUUAUAGCAGAGGAGGAGGGCGAAGAGCUAGAGGAGGAGGAGGAGGCUGACACGACCGCUGGCCAGGCCAUUGAUUUGUCUCGCACAAGAGGGCAGCGGAGGCCAAGAAGUGUCGGGAGAGAGGCUCGGGGAGAUUCCUGUCUGACGUCCGACUCCGAAAACGAGGUGUACACCUCUGUGAUUGUGACGGACGAGGAAAGUCAGAACGGAGGUUCUCGGGAGGCCCCGGACAGCGCCGCCAAAGACGAGGUGCAAAAUGAGGUUGAUGGUGAUCAUAAAGGCUCAAGCGGGGGCAAAGUCCUGCGCUCCACAACAGUCUUUCUCUCUGACGCGGAGGACGAAUAUGACGAUGAGGAUGGCGGCGGGGCUCCCAGGUCCGGGAGGAAGAAACGGAAGGCAGAAUUUGAACAUGAGGUGGAGGUGAAAAGGGAGAGACUGGAUCCGGAUGUGGACCUGGAGUUGGAAGCCCAAGGGGAUCCCCCAAGCUCGCUGCCCUACUCGCUCGAUCAGAUUCCAUGUGGCGCUUUGCGCUCACUCCCCCUUUCUCUGGCCCCCUUCUCUGCUCAGUUCCUCAACCCCUACGUCCUCUCACUAGCGCCUUCAUUAGUCGGAGUCGGGAGCAAAGGGCCGUGCUUUUCAAACGCGUCCUCGACGGCGCCUUUCCCCGCGACUCUGCUUUCCCAAUCGCCCUCUCCCAGAAGCCACUCCUCUCAGUACUUGUCCAACGGCGGUGACUGCGAGACGGCGCUGGACCUCAGUAUGGGGAAAAACACGUCGUCCUCGUCGCUGGUCGACAGCAUUUCGUCAACGCCGAAAGGCCGGUUGCUGGACGGACUUGGCCUGAGGCCCACCUCUGAGGGCCUGGUGGUGGUUCAGGUGAAACCCGACUCUCUUGCCGCCGCGCCUUCUUCGUACGCUCGCGUGAAUCCGCUCAACAGCAAUAACCUGACAAAGCCCAGGAUGUACACCACGCCCGACGAGCAAAAGAACGUCGCGCUGUGCGACCAUGACCACGUCGGAGAGAAGGACAAGGAGCAAGAGCAACAGCAGAGGAAGGCCAAAGGGAAACGGUACCGCGACAUGCGGCGCUCCAGGACCAUCAUCCAAGCGGAGCAACUUGACAUCCUCUACGGAUGCUAUUUCAAAGAUCCCAACCCCGGAAAACACGAGUUUGAACAAAUCUCAGAAUGGGUCCACCUUCCCAAAAAAGUGGUUCAGAUCUGGUUCCAGAACAUGCGGGCCCGGGAGCGCAAAGGCGAGGUCCGCUUCAUCAGCGACGGCACCCUGGCAGCCGUCGGCAAACCGCUCAUCAAGUUCACCUGGCCGCUCUCCAAGCCUAUCUUUUCAAACAAGGCCGUCGAAAACAACGCCGGCUACAUCGCAACCGCUCCAAUUGUGCGCACCCUCAUCAAGACCGAGGGUAAGCCCGUGAUGGUGAAAAAAAGCACCCCCGUUCCAAUCAAGCCCAAGGAAGUGGCUCCCGCCGUGCCAAAGACCAAGCUUGAAAGCACCGUGGUCAAAGUGGCAUCGGGCGGUGCCCCGACCCUUUUGACAACUCUCAAGGAGCCCGUUCCCAUCGCCCCUCGACUGAAUCGGCAGAAGAAAUGUGAGGAGGCGGACGAGGACGACGAGGAGGAGGAGAGCGAGGAGGACAAAACUGACGAGGAGCUGGACGGCGAGAACCAGGCGGCACCUCGGACCGUGAACCGUAUGGUGCCCAAGCUGCCCGUCGCGCCCAUCGAGAGCGGGCCUCCUCCCGCGGCCAUCUUGCCCCAGAAACCAAACGGCCUGAGCUACUGGAACCCCAAAGCCUCGAUCAGGAUCAACACUCUGUCACGAGAGCAACUGGCUCUUCCCGCUCACUUGCCUCCUCGCACCAUCCCGCCUCCUCCCACCCCGAGCAUAGCGCCGGUCAGCCCCAACGGCCCCAACUCGGCCAAGGCGGCCCGCUCAUCCGCCCCCGUCCUUGGCAAAUCAAGCGCGGCGGAAAACAACUUCCUGGCCCAUUCUUCCAGCCGUCGGCCUCGCACGCACUUGUCCUGCCUGCAGCUCUCCAUCCUGCAGUCCUGCUACGAGACCUGCGCCCACCCCAACGCCUUGGAGUGCGAGGCCAUCGGCGCAGAACUGAACCUCCCCCUCAAGGUGGUGCAGAUCUGGUUCCAGAACACGAGAGCCAAGGAGAAGCGCUGGAGGCUGCAGCAAGAAAAACUGGGUCCUCAAGCCGGCGGGAAGGCGUCGAUGAGCUCGGGAAGUUACCUGCAGUACAACGCUCUCAAAGCCAACCGUCCCAUCCUGCCCAAACCCGUUCAGCUCACCAUCACGGAAUCUCCCGCCUCCCCGGCGAGCGGCCAGUCGGCGCCCGGCGAGACGCUGACGGGCUGCUGCGACGUCUGCAAGGUCUCCUUCGAAUCGCGGGCGGCGGCGCGGGCCCACGUCUUCUCGUCACUCCACCUGGCCAAGCUGCGCACCACUAACUUUGGCCAGCCCGCCGCGCUGGUCAACAAGAACGGAACUGGCAACGGAGCUUCGGGCGGGGUCAACCUCAGCUUGCAGGUCUGCCGUUCGUCCACGGUCACCGGCUCCGGCUCCGGCGGCGUGGUCGUCAUUGAGUUGCCUCCACCUCCGGCUACCAGCAACAGUUAAGAAAACGAGAGAGAGAGAGAGAGAAAAUCAGAUCAGGAUUGGUUUGCAACACUGACUGUUUGGACCCAUUUGGGCUCCUCCACAUUUGAGCACUAUUCCUCACCACCUAACUUCAUUGUUUUUGCUUUUGAAGUUGGCUUUUUUUUGCCCUCAACACCCGGUUUCCAAUUUUCAACCUUUUUGAUGACUCGAAUGGACACGUUCAUCCAGUUGGACCCCAAACCGUUCUCAUGCUGCUGCUGCUGAUCGCAUCAGUUUGCCACCGCGUGAGUGAUGGAUCGUGCUUCUUGAAAUGGUCUCAACCCCUUUUUAAUGUCAACGACAAAACUCUAAAGGGAGUGACUUCCCAGGCGUGAACCGAAGAGACCGGCGCAAAAGGUUUUUCUGCGCCAGGUCACUAUUUGGGAAAACAUGGAAUACUCCCAGUCAGAACUCGUACGUCGCCCCUUCCUGUGGAAUCUUUUUUUUUUUUUUCUGGGGCAGGGAACGCUCUCACCUCCACAGCAAAGGUUGCUUGCGUAUGACAUGAAUGGACUGAACAAAUGUGAUGCAUGUUGACUUGUCGCUUUUAUUCAUUUGUGAUCUGCCGAGUGUUGCGUGUACAUCGUUUGGGAUAAAAUAGAGGUACUUAAACGAGAAUAGGGCUUUUCAACCCCCCCCCCCCCAUUCCCAUGUUUAUAGUCAUGACAAUCCAGACAAAAAAAAAAGUUUUAGAAAUUGCGAGGAAUCUUGGCAUACCGCACUUUGACGCAUAUUAUAUUGUUUGAAAUGUUUUGAAGCAUUCUAACGCCGGUGUCUUUUUAUGGAAAGAUUGGCUCAUGCAUGUUGGAUGCCUUAAUAUCAUUUUUUUUUUUUCCUUGCUCGUCUCUUAAGUCACGCUUUAGGUGUGCGCAUAAUAUUGCGCAAGAAGCAAAGCUAGCGGGGUCUGGAAGUGAAACCGAGCGCCGUCCCCGGUCGCUUUUACAAUUGGGGAAAGGCGGGCGGCGGGGGCUAUUUGAAUGUCCUUCCGGUGACCUAACUUGAGCAAAUCCCGCCGAGCUUUUCUCAGCCGAGGACUAAACAACGGCCGACUCGUGCGGUGUCGCGUGAAAACGAAGCCCACUGUCGUGACAGGUCACGCACAAACACAAGCCACGAGAAUGUCGGGCUUUGGGCUGAAAUUUGGGGAAGAACCGAAAAGGUGAAC
Molecule: messenger RNA, 6100 nt
Organism: Hippocampus comes (tiger tail seahorse)
Lineage: Eukaryota; Metazoa; Chordata; Actinopteri; Syngnathiformes; Syngnathidae
Gene: zfhx2
Product: zinc finger homeobox 2
Exons: 5
Coding region: 565-4914 (1449 amino acids)
Biological process (GO): regulation of transcription by RNA polymerase II; regulation of neuron differentiation
Cellular component (GO): nucleus
Molecular function (GO): zinc ion binding; DNA-binding transcription factor activity, RNA polymerase II-specific; RNA polymerase II cis-regulatory region sequence-specific DNA binding
Source: RefSeq, a predicted model, not a curated record